Molecule: messenger RNA, 657 nt
Organism: Camellia sinensis
Lineage: Eukaryota; Viridiplantae; Streptophyta; Magnoliopsida; Ericales; Theaceae
Source: RefSeq, a predicted model, not a curated record
AUGGGAGUGUUGGCUCGAGAAAUGGCUGAGGCCCUUAGGGAAUCAAUGGAUAUUCUUAGAGAAAAAAAAGCCGCUAGAACAAUUGAAGGGGAGCCUAGAGUUUUAUUCCUGAAAAAGGAAUUUUUCCACUCGAAUCCUGUCGAGUUUCUUGGGGGUGCUAAACCGUUAAAGGCGGACGAACGGCUUAAGCAAAUUACUAAAUCUUUUGAGAUUUUAGAUAUUCGAGACGGUGAACUUCGGGUGGCGCUUGCCAGUUAUCAAUUAAAGGGGGAUAUCAGCCAAUGGUGGAAAUAUGGCAAGGGUCAAAUUGAGCAUACUUGGGAGGUGUUUACUUAUGCCUUUCAAAAGAAGUACCUCCCUCCCACUGUAAGGGAAUGUUUGCGGAGAGAGUUUGAAGAACUUGAACAAUCCGAUUCCACAGUGGUGGAGUUUGAGGCUACUUUUACAAGCCUAUCUCGUUUCGCACCCGACCUGGUAGCUACUGAGGAGCGUAGGUGUCUAGAAUUUGAGAAGAGACUGAGGCUGGGAAUUUUGAUAAAAGUGAUGGGAAACAUGAUCCAGGAUUACGAUAGGUUGGUAGAGUCUGUGGCACAUGUAGAGAUUAUGCUUGAAGGAGAGGAAACGAAGCGACGACUCAAGAGACAAGGGUUUACAUAA